ACUCCCUUCAUCUGCAGCAGGGGCGCAAAACCAGGUCUGCGAACCAAGGAAGAAGACGAUGAUUUGCAGGGCGCUAAUAAUACCUAAGCUAUUCCGGAGAACGGGGGGCGCCGGCACCGGAUCUCCCCCGCCUGGUUCUGCCACAGUGUAGUCCCCGCCAUUGUCUGUUUUUCUCUAGCUAGAAUCCUCGCGUGAGUACUAACAUAUGACACAGAAAAGCAACCGUUGACUGUGAUGCAAUCAAGUGAACCCAUACCUUGUGCCUCCGCUCAGCGCUACUCAUCGCUGCUCACUAUAUGCAUCCGGACCAAAGAUUUCAAGCUUGGAAGCCUAAUUCACUCCAGGUUAAUCAAGACUGCUCUUACCUUCAGCACCUUCCUCUCCAACCGCCUGAUAGACAUGUACUCCAAAUGCGGCUUCAUAGAAUCUUCCCAGAAGGUCUUCGAUGAACUCCCUAGCAAGAACCCCCACUCCUGGAACACAAUGAUCUCAGCGUGCUCUCAAACGGGUCGUAUUGAGAAUGCCCUCCAAUUGCUCGAUGAAAUGCCUGAUCCGAAUCUAGUAACCUAUAACUCAGUCAUUUCGGGCUUAGUUCGUCAUGGGCAUUUCCAAAAAACGAUCUUUUUGUUUCAGCUGAUUCAGGCGCGGUGUAAAAAUGAAGUCUUGAUGGAUGGGUUCACGGCUGUUAGUUUAGCGAACAUGUGUGGGUGUUUGGGUGCAUUGAAGCAGUUGUGUCAGCUACACGGAGCUGCUAUUGUGUUUGGUUUGGAAUCCAAUAUUGUUCUGUGCAAUGCCAUGAUUGGUGCUUAUGGGAAGUGUCAUCUUCCGGAGACCUCACAUUCCAUUUUCAGUCAAAUGUAUGAUAAGGAUGUUGUGUCCUGGACUUCAAUGCUAGUUACUUAUGUGCAAACUUCUAGAAUGGAGGAAGCUUGUCAGAUCUUCAAUGAAAUGCCGGUGAGAAAUGAAGUAUCUUGGUCUGCACUAAUUGGGGGUUUCGCAAGAAAUGGGGAGGGCCAGAAAGCUUUGUCUCUUUUCAGAGAAAUGCAAGAGGAAGGCUCCAUCCCUCCUAAUGCUUUUACUUGUGUUUCUCUUCUUAGUGCCUGUGCCAAUAUUGCUGUAUUAGAUCAAGGUAAACAGGUGCAUGGUCAAAUCAUCAGAAACUGGCAAUUAAACAAUGUCUACACUCUUAAUGCUCUCAUGGACAUGUAUUGCAAAUGUGGCGACAUGACAUCAGCAUUAACAUUGUUUGAGAUGUCCCCGGGAAAAGAUAAAGUGACCUGGAACUCACUGAUAUGUGGCCUCGCUCAAAACGGGCAUGGCGAGAAGUCACUGUCAAUAUUCAAGAGAAUGAUUGCAGGUAAUGUGAAACCGAACAGUGUCACUUUUCUAGGAGCACUAUCUGCGUGUAGCCAUUGUGGGCUACAGUCAGAAGGGUUUGAAAUUCUCAACUCGAUGGAAAGCGAGUAUGGUGUAAUUCCCAGUUUAGAUCAUUACUCAAUUAUGAUCGAUUUGCUCGGUCGCAAGAACAGACUAAUGGAAGCAACAGAGCUAAUUGAGAGAGGAGCAAACCACCACGUUGGAAUGUGGGGGGCGCUUCUGGGCGCUUGCCGCGUCCAUGGAAACUUGGAACUUUGUAAGAGGGCAGCAGAAGCUCUAUUCCAACUUGAACCUGAGAACACUGCUCGAUAUGUUAUGCUGUCCAACAUAUAUGCUGCUGCUGGAAUGUGGGAUAAUGCAGGCAAAAUAAGGAUGCACAUUGACGAUGGAAGGCUGCACAAAGACGCUGCCUAUAGCUGGAUUGAGAUAAACAAUGUCAGGCAUAAGUUUGUUGCUAAGGACCAUUCCUUUUCUAGAGCUGAUGAAAUUCAAGAAUUGCUACAUAAGCUUGCGGGUCAUUUGAAGGAUGUUGGGCAUAUACCCAAUUCCAUAGCCCCUUCUUGACUCUUUAGAUCAAAGAAUAUGAACUUUUACCAUUCAUUUUUAUAUUUUAUUAUUUACGGACUUACAGUAGGAAUUAUGACUAUUUUGUACAUAAGGUAUAUUUGUGUAUAUUGGAAUAUUACUAAAUCGGGCCAUCAAAUUGGGUGUAGGUAGCGC
Messenger RNA from Cuscuta epithymum, 2097 nucleotides. NCBI's taxonomy places the organism in Eukaryota, Viridiplantae, Streptophyta, Magnoliopsida, Solanales, Convolvulaceae. The record is from the annotation of a GenBank genome assembly.